UUGGGAUCCCUGUAACUGAUGCUUCUAAACUUUGGAAAAACUCUUCAAUGUUUUCUUGUGAGGGAUGGGAAUCAAGAGGUUGUGAUGAAGGUUCAAUUAUCUCCUGUUUGGGAAUUUUAAGAGUAAUUGAUUGUGGAGUAGCUUCUGUAGAUGUAGUACUAGUUGUAGAAUCUGAAUUUAAAAUAUUAUUUUUUAUUAUUGAUGUUUGGCUACUUAUUUCUAGGGGUUGACCUUUAAGCUGUGUUUCAGAGGUUAGCUGAGGUGGGCAUUUUAAUUCCUUUUUUACAGAAGGUUUAGACGUUGAAUUAUAUGG
Meloidogyne enterolobii is the source of this 313-nucleotide messenger RNA. NCBI's taxonomy places the organism in Eukaryota, Metazoa, Nematoda, Chromadorea, Rhabditida, Meloidogynidae. The record is from the annotation of a GenBank genome assembly.